CGCGUCGCCCGCGACCGUUCCUCGUCGUUGCGCGUCCCGACGUCCGUUCCUCUUCACUGCGCGUCAGUCUUUCACCAAAGCCGCCGCUCAGACGCGCUCUCAUUGCUGCUGACCCCACAGCGGUGGGGGAUUGUGCGUGCGCGUGUACGACACAGCUACAGCCUAUAAUACACUACGUUACUUCCAAUACGCAUUACUCGCCGCUGUUGAAACAUUUUAUUAUCAUCGAUCAUCCGACCGCCGUCGGCUAGCAGCGAAUUUUAUCACGAAACCGUCGUUUCUCGAUCACGCGAAUCGUGUUUUCGCGUCGUCGGAUAGUCGCAAAGUCUUGUGGAUUGUGGACCCAUUUUCUCGGCCGCCAGCAAAACUGUAGUAAGCUUACAUGAGCAAGCUCAAAAAUGAGUGAGGUAUCGGCUCAACAACAGCCUGCCACAGAUGUACAACAAAUGCAACAAGCGCAGCAGCAGCAACAGCAACAACAACAACAACAACAACAACAACAACAGCAGCAACAACAACAGCAACAGCAACAACAAAAUCAACAGCAGCAGUCCCAACAAAACCAACAAGCACAACAAAUGCAACAACCACAGCAAAUACAAGUUAUGAUUCAACAACCUCAGGGACAGGUUGACAUGCAGCAGCAACAGUCACAACAACAGCAACAACCUCAACAAGUUUCUGUCGCCACGGGUCAGCAAACUAUUACUAUGCAGAUGUCCUCAGAUGGAUCCAAUGGAGGCACUGUGCAACUUCCUCAUUCGUCUGCUCCAAUGACCACUAUUGAGACAUCUGGUCAAAUGCAAAUUUCUACUAUCCAACCGCAGCAACAGCAACAGGGUCAAGUGCAAAUGACUAAUAUACAAGCUCAACAACCAGGGCAAGUCCAACAGCAACAUACUAUGCAGGCACAGACACCUACUCAACAGCAACAACAGCAGACUCAAAUUCAGCAGAUCAAUGACUGGAGUCAUGGACGUGUUCAGUUAAUUCAACAAGCUGGCCCUCAGUUUGUACAAUACAAUGCUCAAGGCCAAUUAAUCAUGCCUGGAACAAUGUUGCAACAUCCUACCUCUGGUGCUAUACAAGUGAUUGCAGCUCCUAAUAAACAAUUCCAGUCACAACAGAUGCUCACCACAGCACAUGCACAUAAACAGGUAAUAUCGCAAGGACAGGCAACUUCGUUUCCGACUGGAUAUGCUGCUAUACCAACCACAACUAACCAGACACUUGUCAUCGGCCAGUUAGGGGUGAUAAGUAGCCAGCCAAAUAUGAAACAAAAUGAAAUGCAACAAACAUACACAAGCUGUGCCACUGGAAGGACUGUACAACAAAACGCUCAAACAAUGCAAUUUUCACCAUGGCAAUUUAAUGCGUCACUUCCUCAAGGACUCACUUGGGCUACCCAACAACCGCAAGCACUAUUAGCACAGAAUCAUCCAAUUUUUAUAAGAGGUGCACCACAGCAAGAUGGUCAACAACAACAAGUACAAACUCCUAUGUUUAUACAAAGUCCUCCACCUCAGCACCUUCAACAACACCAUGGCCAAACUAUGGUGCAAACAAGUGGUGGUGUUAUGCAAAAUAUUGGGCAAAUGGUUAGUGGUACCACGACUACUACCAUUAAAUCUCAACGAGCAGAUAUACAACCCAAAGUUGUUACAACACCUAAUGGAAUGGGUAAUAACAGACAACUUUCUAUACUACCAUCAGGACAUGCAAACCGUCCAAAUGCUACAAUUUCUACUCAAACCUCUACGGGUAUACAGCAUUUAAACCAGAUGCAAAAAGCUCAACUCAAAGUUAGACCUAAGACAAAUUUACGUCAAGGUUUUAGUAUUGCGCCUCAUAAAUCAGAUGCUGCUAAUCAAACUAAUCAAACCAAACCCCUUCAGUCACCUCAACAAACUAUGAACACCAACAAAAUGAUUUUGACAAGUUCUGGACAACUUGUGCCACAAAUGCAACAACAACAACAACAACAGCAAACUGUACAAGUACAACAUUUGCAACAGCAACAACAACAACAAGCUCAACAACAAAUUAAAUUAGUUAGUAUGCAAUCGCCAAACCAUCAAAUUGUAAGUAUGCAAUCGCCUCAAGUUUAUCAGCAACAGCAAAUCAUCAAGCCCACUACAAACGUGAUGAGUAUGUCCAUGAAUUCUCCACAAAAGAUACAUAUACAUCAGCUGCAGCAAGGCCAAGCUAUUGUUAGUAGCCAGCCUCAACAACAAAUCACUAUCCUUGAUCGUCCUGUUAUACCAGUUGUUUCGUGUGCCCCUCAGGCAUCAACACAAUCUCAGCUUCUGAUUUCACCCCAAAUUCACACAUCAGUUUCAUCUAUGCUUCCACCAACUAAACCCGAAGAAUCUCUUAAAACGUCUCCUGCUGUUCAAACUCUUGAAACGUCAGCUGUUGUGGUCUCAAUAGCAGAGAAUACUACUGAAACAACUGCAUCAGUUUCGUUACCGGUUAAUUCUAACGAAGAUAAUUCUAGAGAUAAAGGAUUGCCUAAAGCUUUAGUAAAACCACAAGUCUUGACCCAUGUUAUUGAAGGCUUUGUCAUACAAGAAGCUGAUCAACCAUUCCCAGUAAAUCGAUCUUGCACUAUAGCAGAUAUUUCCAAUAGUGCUCAGGACAAGGAAAGCAUAAAAUUGGACGAAGAACCGCCAAAUAAAAAGAGUAAAACAGAUAAUAACAAUCAAGACAAAAUCAAGUGUGACUCUUGUGGAAAGUGUCAAGAAGUACAAAAGUUCAAAAUUAAAAAGAAAUCAAAACGCUUUUGUUCUCAAGAAUGCUCAAAAAUAUUUGAAAAUGGUUCAAAAACUGGACAAACAGACAAAAAGAAUGGGAAAAAUUGGGAAUGUGAAAGCAAUGGUUCAGCUGGUGAUUCUAGCAAUACAGGUUCAUCACUUGAUUUGCCAAAUCGAAUGCAAAUUGAUGUUGACAUUAAGGCAGAUGUGGCUCCCGAAUUGUGUCCUAUUAAUCCGUUGACAUGGACUGUAAAAGAUGUACGGAAGUUUAUUGGUCAACUUACAGACAGCGAAGAAAUAGCAGCAGAUUUUGAAAGCCAUGAAAUUGAUGGUCAAGCUUUGAUGUUGCUCAAAGAAGAUCAUUUAAUAAGAGACAUGUCUAUGAAACUUGGACCAGCAUUAAAAAUAUUUGCUAAGCUGGAUGCCAUGCGUUCUGAAAAUCCAGAACUUCAACCCCCAGCGAGUUCUCAAUAAAAGACUGUAUCAUACUUUUUACAGUAAACAUUUUUAUAUGGUUGAUUUUAACAUUUCAAAUGUUCAAAUCUGUUUGAUAUGUAUGUACAAACUAAUGGCAUUAAGACUUAUUAUAACCAUGUCAUUAGAUUACUCAAUUUUAUUUUUGGUUUCGUGUAGGUUUUUAUGUUUAAAAAAAUUAUAAUUUUUAAAUUCUUAUUUCGUUUUUCCAAUAAUUCUUCUGUUUGUAAUAAAAUCUUUUUUCCUCGACAUUUUGUAAAUGAAAAUUAAUAAGCAAUUUUUUUCCUUAAGAUUUUAUAAUUUUUGACUGUUUACUAAUGUUAGAUUAAAAUAUUUUCUACAACAAUCAACUGAAAAAAUAUGUACUUUAUACUAUUUUUAGUAUUAUUAAUUUGAUUAUAAUAUUAUUGAUUACCGAUGAAAAUUCAUACUUGCCCAAAUAGUUGAAUUUUGAUUGGUUUUUAUAUGUUUUUAUGUUAUUGGUUUUUAUCUUCAUAUACAUUUACAAUAUUUCUUUAUUCUCAACAAUGCAUACAUACUAUACUAGUUUACGCUUUCUGAAUAAGUUUCAUGAAGCAGUAAACUAAUAAUAGUUUGUACACUCUUAGUUUGAAUCUAUACAAUUAUAGAACCUCUAAAAACUAGUGUGUUCAUAGUGAUUUUUGUUUUAUGAAUUAUAUAUUAAUUUCUUAAUACUAUCAGUGUUCAUAACUACUCUCAGUUUUAGCGUUUUAUAUUAGACAUGUAUAUAAUAUAUAAUAUAAUUCAUAAUCAUAUUGUUUGAUAUAUUUAGUAGAUAAAUUAUUGUAAGAUUUGUUAAGUUCUGUGAAUGUUUGGUUUAAAAUACUUCUUACUAUCAUAUAUUAAUUAUAUAUUUUAAACAUGAUGUAAGACUUAUAUUUUUUUCUCUUUAGACAAAAUUUGUUUUUAUCAUUCAGGUGGUAAUCUUGUUAGUCUCUGAUUAUUGAAUGGCAUUAAUACAAAUUACAGUAGAACGCCGAUUAACCAGACUAAUUAAUGUAAAAGAUGGUCUGUAUAUAGAAAUAUCUAGAUAAUUAACAAUAAAUACCAAAAUACAGGCACUGCUGCGAUAGCCAAUAUUAAUUGGAUGGGGUGUAUCAGAUAUAUUAUCAAUAUUUUAGAUGCAUACGUUAUACUACAAUGGCAAAUAUCUUCACAACAAUUACAAGUUAUAAAAAUACUUUUUUUUUGCUUGUCCGGAUUGAUCGGUGCUCUACUGUAUAUGGAUAAAAUAGAGAUCAUUGUUAUUUUUAAUUAUAGUUCAUGCAGGUCUAACUUUUAGUUGUGUUCAUUUUAUUUUAAUGAUAAGUUAAUUAUCUGGAAUAUUUUUUAUAUUAUAUAAAUAAUUAAAUUGAUA
Metopolophium dirhodum (rose-grain aphid) is the source of this 4605-nucleotide messenger RNA. Its product is annotated as transcription factor SPT20 homolog. The transcript is spliced from 9 exons. The record is from RefSeq and is a predicted model, not a curated record. NCBI's taxonomy places the organism in Eukaryota, Metazoa, Arthropoda, Insecta, Hemiptera, Aphididae. Bases 399 to 3227 code for a protein of 942 amino acids. Gene Ontology annotation, molecular function: zinc ion binding; protein binding. Gene Ontology annotation, cellular component: nucleus; PRC1 complex.